Molecule: messenger RNA, 935 nt
Organism: Nelumbo nucifera (sacred lotus)
Lineage: Eukaryota; Viridiplantae; Streptophyta; Magnoliopsida; Proteales; Nelumbonaceae
Gene: PSAL
Product: photosystem I subunit l
Biological process (GO): photosynthesis
Cellular component (GO): chloroplast thylakoid membrane; photosystem I; photosystem I reaction center
Source: RefSeq, a predicted model, not a curated record
CCCAUGAAAUCUUAAUUUGAUUCAGACACACACACACACACAGGCCACGUUCAUCUUCAUCUUCUUCUUCUUCAUUCAAUCACUAAUUCCUUCCUAUACAAUCUUAUACUAGAGACCCUCCCUGGUGGUAAGGAAGUAGCUAGCUAUAGCUAGGAGACAAUCAUCAAACAAUGGCUGCCGCUUCGCCAAUGGCCAGCCAGCUUAAGAGCAACUUCGCAUCAUCCCUUACAAGGGGACUGCUCUCUCCAAAUGGUCUCUCGGGAGCUCCACUGAGGGUCUUGCCUUCCAGGAGAAAGCCUUGCUUCACUGUCAAAGCUGUUCAGGCAGACAAGCCAACUUAUCAAGUGAUUCAACCCAUUAAUGGAGACCCCUUCAUUGGAAGCCUAGAGACACCAGUAACAUCAAGCCCAUUGAUCGCUUGGUACCUCUCCAACCUGCCGGCCUACCGGACGGCAGUCAACCCACUUCUCAGAGGUGUUGAGGUGGGGCUUGCCCAUGGCUUCCUCCUUGUUGGACCCUUCGUCAAGGCUGGGCCUCUACGGAAUACAGAAUACGCAGGAGCAGCAGGAUCUCUAGCUGCAGGAGGCCUAGUUGUGAUACUGAGCAUUUGCUUGACCAUGUAUGGGAUUGCAUCCUUCAAGGAAGGCGAGCCAUCCACCGCUCCAUCACUGACCUUGACGGGAAGAAAGAAGAAGCCUGAUCAGCUGCAGACUGCAGAUGGCUGGGCCAAGUUCACUGGAGGCUUUUUCUUUGGAGGCAUCUCCGGAGUCAUCUGGGCUUACUUCCUCCUCUAUGUCCUAAACCUUCCUUACUUCGUUAAGUAAUAAAGUAGGCAUUUGAUUUUAUCUUCUCUCUCUCUCUUCAUGUAUCAUCGAUCUUUUUAAUUAAUUAAUACCUGCUUAUUCAAUUCUCAAAGGACAUGGGAUAUUUGUAUA